Molecule: messenger RNA, 4998 nt
Organism: Daldinia caldariorum
Lineage: Eukaryota; Fungi; Ascomycota; Sordariomycetes; Xylariales; Hypoxylaceae
Product: phospholipid-translocating P-type ATPase
Exons: 3
Coding region: 148-4773 (1541 amino acids)
Biological process (GO): phospholipid translocation
Cellular component (GO): plasma membrane
Molecular function (GO): ATPase-coupled intramembrane lipid carrier activity; magnesium ion binding; ATP hydrolysis activity
Source: RefSeq, a predicted model, not a curated record
GCCGACGCGAUUGCUGCCAAUUGCCCGAGUCCUUCGCUUUUAGAAUCAAGUAACGUUUCAGGAAUUCAUUCGCAAGACUCGUGGCCACGGAAGGCCGGUCUGGCGGAUACGUCGGGUUGAACGGGCUCUGCCCGCAGCUCUCUCAAAAUGCCGAAAGGUAGCAGCGACAAGGCGGUCAACAGAUCGAGAUGGGCUACUCGGAAACUUACUGUCAAGAGCAGCGGUCUCAAGAGGCUGUCUCUCAGAGACAGGAUACAGCAUAAGCGAACCAUAUCGAUAGAGAAGAAACGUCAUUCUGGUGGCAGCCAGUCAACAAGUGACGAUCAUGCUACAUACGACAGCGCGUCUGCGACCAAGCAGAAUGAACCAGGGGAUUCGAAGAGUACCACAUCUGUUGAGGAGGAAGAUGACGGGGGGAGGAUAGUCUUCUUCAAUCUACCCUUACCUGACGAGAUGAAGGAUGAGGACGGCAACCCCAUUCAAUCAUAUGCUCGAAACAAGAUUCGGACGGCCAAGUACACACCAUUAUCUUUCAUCCCUAAGAACCUGUGGUUCCAAUUCCACAACAUUGCCAACAUCUUCUUCCUUUUCAUGGUCAUUCUUAUUAUCUUCCCUAUCUUUGGAGGUACUAACCCAGGACUUAAUGCGGUACCUUUAAUAUUUAUUCUUGCCGUGACGGCCAUUAAGGACGCAAUCGAAGAUUAUCGCAGGACGAUUCUUGACAUUGAAUUAAACAACGCGCCAGUACAUCGUCUCGUAGGAUGGAACAAUGUCAAUGUCACCGAAGAUAACGUUUCGCUGUGGCGUAGGAUCAAGAAAGCCACCUCGAGGUACCUGGGAACCGGUUGGCGCGCUUUUCAGGGUUUGUGGAAGGACAAAACAGAUGGAGUGCUCAAAGAUUCAUCAGAUCCACGUCCUUCUGUUGAAACCAAGGCUACGCGUCGCGAUUCCACCAUGUUAUCUCCCCACACCGAUAGAACAUCAUACCUGUCUGCGUACGAAGACAUUCCGAUGACACCGGUCACGUCGCCUCUUCCGCCUCAAUCAGCCAGGAACAACUUACUGGAGAUCCCAGAACGCCCGACCUCCGAAACAUCCUAUAUGCCAAACGAGACCGAGACGUUAGCUAGAGUGAAAGGGGACCUCAUUAACUACGACAUUAAGCCCGGUCAAGCCCGGUUUCACAAGGAUCAUUGGAAGAAUCUACAGGUUGGCGAUUUCGUGCGACUCUAUAAUGACGAUGAACUUCCUGCAGAUAUCAUUGUUCUAGCUACUUCUGAUUCCGACGGCGCAUGCUACGUGGAAACCAAGAAUCUGGAUGGAGAAACAAACUUGAAAGUUCGACAAGCGCUUCGCUGUGGACGAACUUUGAAGCACGCGAGGGACUGCGAGCGUGCCCAAUUUUUGAUUGAGAGCGAACCACCCCAGCCUAACCUCUACAAGUAUAACGGUGCCAUCAAAUGGGAACAGAUGAUGGCAAAUGGCCCAAGAGAAAUGUCGGAGCCGAUAACCAUUGACAAUAUGCUGCUCAGAGGCUGCAACUUGAGGAAUACUGAGUGGGUUCUCGGAGUCGUCAUGUUUACCGGUCACGACACGAAAAUUAUGAUGAAUGCAGGUGUCACGCCAAGUAAACGUGCCCGCAUCGCCCGAGAGCUGAACUUCAACGUCAUCUGUAAUUUUGGUAUUCUCGGCGCAUUGUGUCUUUUGUGUGCCAUUGUUAAUGGAGUGUCGUGGGGUAAAAGCGACGCCUCGACUGCUUGGUUCGAUUACGGUUCCGUUGGUGGUACCCCUGGUAUGACCGGGUUUAUUACAUUCUGGGCAGCGCUUAUCGUCUUCCAAAAUUUCGUUCCGAUCUCCCUUUAUAUCUCGCUCGAAAUCGUGCGUACUCUACAGGCUAUUUUCAUAUAUAGCGAUGUUGAGAUGUACUACGACAAAAUCGACUAUCCGUGCGUACCAAAGUCAUGGAACAUAUCCGACGAUGUGGGUCAGAUUGAAUAUAUCUUUUCGGAUAAGACGGGAACUCUUACCCAAAACGUCAUGGAAUUCAAGAAGGCUACUAUCAAUGGUCAGCCGUACGGAGAAGCGUACACCGAAGCCCAGGCAGGUAUGCAGAAGCGUCUGGGUAUCGAUGUGGUAAAAGAAGCCGCUAGAGCCAGAGAACAGAUUGCCCAGGACAAAAUUCGCGCAGUGGAGGGGCUUCGAAAGAUUCACGAUAACCCAUAUCUUCACGAAGAAGACAUGACCUUCAUCGCCCCAGACUUUGUUGACGACUUGCGUGGGGAAUCCGGCGAGGAACAGAAGCAUGCUAAUGCGCACUUUAUGCUUGCAUUGGCGCUUUGCCAUACCGUUAUAGCGGACCAUAUUCCCGGUGACCCCCCUAAGAUUGAAUUCAAAGCUCAAUCUCCAGAUGAAGCAGCACUCGUGGCAACUGCUCGGGAUAUGGGUUUCACUGUACUCGGUAAUACAACAGAGGGUAUCAGAGUGAAUGUUAUGGGCGAGGAGAUACACUACCAGAUUCUCAACACAAUCGAAUUUAAUUCCACUCGAAAGCGAAUGAGCGCUAUCGUAAAAAUGCCCGACGGUCGCAUCAUCUUGUUCUGCAAGGGCGCGGACAGCAUCAUCUACUCCCGUCUUAAGCGCGGUGAACAAGCAGAGCUUCGGAAGACAACUGCUGAACACCUUGAGAUGUUCGCUCGAGAAGGUCUUCGAACCUUAUGCAUAGCCGAACGCGUACUUUCUGAGCAGGAAUAUCUCGAAUGGCGCAAGGAGCACGACAAGGCUGCUACUGCAAUGCAUGAAAGAGAGGAGAGACUGGAAGAGGUCGCCGACAAGAUCGAACAAGAACUGACUCUUCUCGGUGGAACGGCAAUCGAAGAUCGACUUCAAGACGGUGUACCUGACACGAUCGAAUUACUUAGCCGGGCGGGUAUUAAGCUAUGGGUGCUCACUGGAGACAAGGUCGAAACCGCCAUCAAUAUUGGUUUCUCAUGCAAUUUACUAAAUAACGAUAUGGAACUCAUUAAUCUUAAGGUGGAAGAAGAUGAAACCGGCUCGACGCCCGACGACUUAUUCGUAAACGAGAUUGGACAAGUACUAGACGAAAAGCUGAGGAUGUUUGGUAUCACUGGUGACGACGAAGAUUUGGCCCAUGCCAGGAAAAAUCAUGAGCCGCCAGCGCCAACCCAUGCUCUGGUCAUCGAUGGCUUCACCUUGAGGUGGGUACUUGACGAGACCUUGAAACAAAAAUUUCUUCUUCUCUGCAAACAGUGCGCAUCCGUUCUGUGUUGCCGUGUCAGCCCUGCGCAAAAGGCUGCAGUUGUAUCUAUGGUUAAAAAUGGUCUCGAUGUUAUGACACUCUCCAUCGGAGAUGGUGCCAACGACGUUGCGAUGAUUCAGGAAGCCGACGUUGGCGUGGGUAUUGCCGGUGUUGAAGGCCGUCAAGCCACCAUGUCUGCCGAUUAUGCCAUUGGUCAGUUCCGGUUCCUCCAACGGUUAGUUUUGGUUCACGGCCGCUGGUCAUACAGGAGAAUGGCGGAAGCAAUCGCCAACUUCUUUUACAAGAACAUGGUUUGGAACUUGACCAUUCUUUGGUUUCAGUGUUUCUGCAAUUUUGACAUUACUUAUCUCUUCGAGUACACUUACAUCCUUCUGUUCAACCUUAUCUUCACUUCUGUGCCGCCCAUUGUCAUCGGUGUCCUCGAUCAGGACGUUUCUGAUGCAGUCUCAUUAGCUGUUCCUCAGCUAUAUCGACGUGGUAUUGAGCGGCGUGAAUGGACUCAACAUAAGUUUUGGUUUUAUAUGUUGGAUGGUGCAUACCAAAGUGUAAUAUGCUUUUUCGUUCCAUACUUGGCCUUCGCGGCUACGUCGUCCGUUGCCAGCAAUGGACUCGACGUGUCGGAUCGGUACCGGAUCGGUGCUUACGUUGCGCACCCAGCCAUCAUUACCAUCAACCUCUACAUUCUCAUCAACACAUAUCGGUGGGACUGGCUUACGCUCCUUAUUAUCAUUCUUAGUGAUCUUGUUGUCUUCUUUUGGACUGGUGUCUAUACCUCGUCAACGUAUGCCGGUACACUUUAUAAAGGAGCUCCACAGAUUUACGGCGAAGUCUCGUUUUGGGCGGUUUUAAUUGCGACUCCAAUUCUUGCCCUAGCUCCUCGAUAUGCUAUCAAGGCUUUACGCAAAGUCUACUGGCCCCGAGAUGUAGAUAUCAUUCGGGAACAGGUUACCAUAGGAAAAUUCGACAAUUUAGAAAAGGAGAGCCCGAGCGAAAUCCUGGCCAAGUCUAGUUCGUCUGGAUCGUCACAGUCCUCCAAGCGCCGGCGACACCAGCAAUUCGCCAGUGUGGACGAAGACUUGAAACCUAUUUAUCCACCUUCUAUUGCGACUCAGUCUGUUGCUGGUCAUAAUUCUCGCAGUCAGAAUGGCAGCGACGGCACUAAUUACACUAGGCACGAGCCUUCGAUAGAUGUUCCUCCUGUUGCUCAACCCGUCGACCCGCCUCCCGAACCUGCGGUACGCCCAUCCUACGAUCGCGUUCGUCCCUCUUACGACCGUAUGCGAGCCUCGAUGGACCGAGUUCGGCAGAGUUACGAGAUGUCUAAUGACUUCACUUCGGCUGCCAUGUUGAGCCGACUCGAGUCGACUCGUUCCGGCGUCAAUCAACCAGAAGAUGGUAAUGGGAUUGUCAGCCGAAUAAGAAGGCGGACCCGGGGUAAAUCCUUCAAGUCUGCAUUCACUCACCACAAAGACAAUCACAUCCAUGAGCAUGAAUAAAGAACACUCACGACCUCUCCCGCAAUAACCCCUGUAAAAAUAGUGUGAUGCUGGGACUUUAGCUUGUAUUCCUUACGAUGUGAUAUCCGGAGCGCUAGGUGCUUGAGUAUGAUCUCGGACGAACUAUUCACGAUACCACUAUGGUUUCCUCAGCUAGACCAGCGAACUAACCAUUCUGAAUGGUCUUUCUUUCUUUUUUUUUUUUUCCCCUUUUUUGCUCAUUUC